Messenger RNA from Porites evermanni, 18888 nucleotides. The record is from the annotation of a GenBank genome assembly. Lineage: Eukaryota; Metazoa; Cnidaria; Anthozoa; Scleractinia; Poritidae.
AUGGCGAACGAAACAGUGGAGGAGGAGGAUUUUAGUAAAGAAGUUACUGUUUUCCUGGACAAAAAUGUAGGAGUAGAGAAGGAAACCACGUCUAAAAUUUACUCUCUUCUUCAAGAUGCUUUAAUGAAAAAGAAAUGUCUCGAAACGGAGGUAUGUUACCCAACAAUUCGCUAAAGUUGAAAGUAAACUUACGCUUACGUUUUUAGCUUCUAGCCUGGCAAUGCAUAUUUUCACGUGUUUAAGCGAUAUCGCUUUAAUUCAAACAAUCUAAAAAGGUGACCACAAGUUUUCUUUAUUUACUUUAGGUCUUAAUUUUCGUCAAGAAGUUUCACUCAGGGUAAAACUAACUUAUUUGUUUUCUCACAAUAUGUAUUCUGUAGUAAAUCGAAACCCAAAAAUGAUGGCCACAUAUUUGCCAUGCUUAUCGUGUUCGAAGGUCAAAAAGUUAAUUAGUAGAGUGAUAUAGAUUCAAGACUGUUGUUUGUUUAUGAAUUACGGGGUUAAAAAAAGGGUUUUUUCAAUAGUCCAUUAAUCUUUAUGAUCAACUGCGUUCAAAAUGAAGUUAAUAAUACAACACUAAUUAAUGAAAAUGAUAAUGAAAUAAGUCAAUUCACCUUCUGGGCGUCAGCUUUCGCGUGUAGUGUCACGUGACUUUCGAUGUAUAAAACAAACUCCCAACGUUGGGGCAUUGGUUUCACCCACGUGUAUGAACUUUGAGUUGCUAUUUCAAGUUUCCGUUUAUAUAGCCGGUUUUUUCCAUGACCUAUAGUCUUUAAAAUUCGAAUAUUGAAUAGAACAUGUGUUCUCACCCACGUACUGUACGUGGUUGAACCACAAGUCACUAUUAAAGUCUUCAAAAAUUAAAUGGAACAUCCGUUUUUUAUUCUCCUUCUAAUAUAAUACUGUGCGAAGUACGAGUUCCUGCUCAGCUAAAUAUUUUCUCCGCUUUAAUUCCCCGAAACUAGAAGAUCAUCCGGGUCAAAAUGUCAAUGCAGAAGAACAGCAGCCCAUGAAUGUGGCAGAACUUAAAAAAUAUUUACAGGAUCGCGGCAUUUUGGUGAGCGGAUAUUUAAACCCUUCGCUGGUGGAAAUCGCUUCUGCAGUCAAAUGAAUGGUUUUACCCGUUGACCCAAACUUUGAAAAAGAUGAAACAAAUGAUGUAGAUACAUUUAUAUCGUUCUUGAUAUGGUAAUUCCUGACCCAUUUCCCUGAAGACUGUGAACGACUUCAACUCUUCGCCACCAUUCGGGUUGUUCGAUAUUUUUAACCAUUAAUUUUAAUCUACCACUCCACCAAUUACAAUAAACAGGGAAUCGCCGCUUAUAAGUCAUUUGAUGACUCUAGAUUAUUCAAUGACGGUUACGUGGAAUCUUUGCUUACUACUCAGUUAAAGCAAGAGGGAGUCCAUGUUUAUGUAGCCAAAGUGAAGCCUUUCAUGAAGUUAAACAGGGACGACAGAAAAGACUAUUCCGAUCUCUGGUUUAUUCUCGAGGGCAGAGGUGCGAACUGCGGCAGUGUACUCCAAGCACGAUGUAAGUGUAAAGGCAGUCGAGAUGGGGGAUGUAAGCAUAUUGCAGCUGCCAUGUACGCUCUGGAGGAUUUGUUAAACACUCGUGGCAAAGAUAGUGUAACAAGUAGCCCAUGUUUUUGGGCUAGGAGGCAAGCAUGUGAAGUGAAAGAUCUUGUCAUUGAGAAAGGCAAAAAACCUUCCCAUGAAAAGAGAAAAUGCAAGCAAGUUUACUCUCAAAACAUUGAAAAAGAUGUCCGUGCUCCUGAAGACACAAAUCCACCAGAUGAGGAGUAUCUUUGAGAGUUUGCCAAACAAAUAUGCCACUUAAAAAAUACACCUGAGAAAAACCCAGCUGAAAAUGCCAAAAAGUUGGUAGGAGAAAGUGGUCUUGUGAAGUCAUGUCCACCUCCCAUCCAGGUGGAAAGAGAACCACAAAAUGCCAGGGAGUGGGGGUUGCUACAUGAAGAGAGUGCUGGCAAGGCAUAUCAGCGUGUUGCAAGCCACACUCAUCACAAGCUAAAGCUCAUCCCAAAAGGCUUUUUAAUCUCCCCGUCCAAGUCUCUUUGGUGCUAGUGUGGACAAUAUUCAGAAAUGUCAGUGCUCUGAUGGUUGCCCAGUAAGAGUGGUUGAAUACAAAUGACCUUGGAAACACAGGGAUCUGCACCCAAAACAAGCCCUCUUGACCCCAGAAAUUGGUGGUAUUCAAAAUGGAAAUAAGUUUGCUUUAAAAUGUAGUUCAAAUUGCUACUUUCAAGUUCAGCUUCAAAUGUUUGUAAGCGGCCUCACCUUGUGCAUCUUUGUUGUGUGGACCAACAAGGGAAUCUUCACUGCUGAGGUACAAAUGUACCCUGUGACCCAAGCUUCAUGUCCAUUGUCAAGUCAGGUUCUCCCUUUCCUAAUAAGUGAAGUUUCCACGACAUCCUUUCCAGGUAAGUAGUUGUAAAGAUUUAAGUCCUAACUUAUUCCAUCUUACUUUAGUAAUUUCUCCAUUCAUUCUGAAGUUUUCUUGUAAUUUACGGUUCAUGCGUGAUCCCGUGCUCAGUAUGUUUUUUUUGUUGUUGCUGUUUUUUGGGGGGCGGUCUCCCUGAGCAGAUUCAUCACAAGAAGCAUUUUGCUCUUCCCAAGAUUCCAGCAUUUCAGAGCAAUACAUAAGCAGCUCUGCAAAGCAGCCCUGUAGGCACUCAGAAGCAAAUGUCAUGAUCAGUUCACAAGAUAAAAGCCCUGAGGCAGCUACUACUGGAACUUCACAAAGUCCCUUAUAUAUAAAUUUGUCCCAGUGCAGUACCCCUACCCCACCUUCAGAGAGUGUGGAUAUCUCUGGACUUCAAAUCUACAAGGACUAUGUCCAAACUGUUCAACCAAAGUCCAUGACCAGUGAUACCAUAGUUUUGUUUUCGUCCAAGUAAGAAUUUUCUUCACAUAACUUUUAAUUAAGGUAUAAAUUAAUGUAUUUUCUUGCUUCUCUCUUUAUCUGCAUCCCGGUUCAUCGGAUACCUUUCGUUUGCGAUUGAGCCGCAUAACCUCUGCACGACAUGAAAUAUUUCAAAUGACAAAUAGUAUUAUAAACAGAAAAACUGACAGACUUACCUUUUCUUUACUGGCAACAGCUGAUAUUGGAUCAGGAUACUCGUUUGUUGGGCCUUUUCCACCAACAAAGUGUAUACUGCAAAUGUAACUAUCCUUCGCACAAACGAAUGAGUCACCGUGAUGACAUCCAGUAAUCCACCUUUGCCAUCUCUUAUUUUGUCUAACUGCGCCAGGAAAAUGGAAAAACUUAACUGGAUCACCAUUCGAAUUUCUUUUCCAAGACUGAGGGUAUUGGGAAUUGUCUCUACAAGUACCACAAGCACAUCAUUUUGUUGUAACCAUUGUUUACCGGUAUAUAGCGUGAUAUUAGGGUCCAAACUUUCGGGUGUUUUUUCACCAAAAUAUGCGACUUGUGGUUCGACCACGUACAGUAGGUGGGUAAGAAGGGAUCGGAUGUGCUAUUCGAUAUUCAAAUUUUAAAGACUAUAGAUCAUGGAAAAAACCGGUUGUAUAAACGGAAACUUGAAAUAGCGACUUGAAGUUUGUACACAUGGGUGAAACCAAUGCCAAACUUUGGGGGUUUGUUUACACCGAAAGUCAUGUGACACUACAAGCGAAAGCUGACUCUCAGAAGGUGAAUUACAUCUGCUUAUUGCAUUCCUUUGUACUUGACUUACUCCAAUACGAAAUUAUUUCCUACACAGUUUAAUAUGUAAUUAGAAGCGUACCUCAAGAACUGUACAUAUUCCAUGGGAGAUUAGAAUUAUCUUGGUUUUUUAAACCAGGCAUGUCUUCAGUCAAGAUCAAGACCACUUAAUUAAUGAGCAGUUUGAGAACUGACACAAUAAUAUGUUAACCAGGAUACUGUCAAUCAUAUGAUUUAAUGGAGGACUUAUUUGAUCUUAACAUUAAUCAUAAUUAAACUUAAAGCAAAUAAAUCUAAACUGAAAAUAAAUGGUACUGUAAACUGGAACAGAAAACUGACUGCAUACACUGAUUUACUGACUUUACUGAAUAUAACACUGGUAAAACUAGUUAGCUGAUUAACAGAAAAUUAUUCAUAACAGAAAAAACCAAAUUAAAACAUUUACAGCGUAAACACUGAACUGAUGAGAAAACUCCUGUUAAAAGGAGCUCUCACCAAAACUAUAACUAUACAUGACAAUUGUAUACUAGCUAAAGUACAAAUUUAAAUUGUUUUCAAGCGUGCACUAAUCAGUGCCAGACCAGUUCCAUUUCAUCACUGUAAUCAAGAAUAAAAAUUAACUAAUUUUUACAAUGUGACCUCUUCUGGUUCAUCAAAAGAGCUUCUCAGUGUAAUCCAAUUCCCUGGAAAAAGCGUUAUUAGUAAAUAAAACCAAUACUCCAGCACUUAAAGAUAUGUCCAUGCGAACAAAUGAGAAAUUCAAAAAACUUCUUGCACUAUAAUGAUAUCAUUUUCUUUGUCCUAUGCUUGUGAGUUAUUUUAAACUCGUGUGGCAUUUUUCUGACAUUUGAUGUUAUUUCGCUAGUUUUUUUGUUUGCUUUAUAUUUUUUACUUAAUAUUUUUUUUUAGUUGUGGCAGGCAGAGUGCCGCACCCCUGAGAAGAUUCAAGAUGUCCUUGACAAGGGCUGCUCAGCAGUGAAGGAGAUCAAGAGUCUUCAUGAGCAGCACCAAGAGCUGACUGUUAAAGUUGAUAACCAUGUUCAAAAGCUUCAGCCUUUGGUUGAAAGGCUGUCUGGGUUAAUUACACAGAUUGCUGAGGUGGAAAGAUUUCGUGCUUAUGUAAGCUGGAUACAGAAGAUUAAAUCAGUAAGGUAUAGCAACUACAAAAAAUUUGCCAAUGCUAGCAACACUCAUAUCCUUAAAAGUAUUGCAGUCCAGAGGCCACAUCUUUUGAAAAUGCUAACCUUUAUUUUAUACCAAUUAUCAUCUACUCGUCAUGAUUACCUACCUUAAAAUGCAGAUUGAAACUAGAGAUAUAGUAUAAGUUUUUUCUCAAGGCAGUUUUGUUAUGAGUUGUUGUUCUUGAAUGGUCACUGAACAUUUAAAGGGGCUAUGUCACUCCUGGCACAUGUGCAAGCCAGUGAAAACAAACUUGAAAACAUCGGUCCAACAUUUUCAAGUUCUAACAGAGAUUUCCCUUUUUAUUCAAGACUGCUUACAAUGGAGUAGUAUACCAGUGAUAUACUUGGUUCCUUUUUUCUCGACGUUGCAGUGAUUCGGCACGAUCAAACAAUUUUGCACGCUCAAUGUGUGUUUCCCUAACAUCAAAACAAAGAUAUCAAAAAUAGUGUCUCUUUUGUUCUGUCAGCAUCUAAAUUAUAAAAUCAUUAGUGACAGACAAGUCUAAUUGUUAAUGAUUUGAAACAUUCUUGGUCUUUAUCUUUGGUCUAGAGUCUUUUGUAGGUGGUUUAUAAAAUAAAACUUUGAUUUAUUUAGUUCACUACAACAAUGUGUUGUUGUUGAAUUUUUGUUUGCACUCUAUUUUUAUGAAUUGGAUACAUUUUUACUUCAAAACUACAAGUAAAAUUAUCUUAACACUUUUAUUCGUGACAAAGAAAUUGAGAAAACUUAAUCUAGCAUAACCAGAGAAGAAACGUUCUGUAAAUUUUAUCAAAAUAUCCCUUAUCCAAACGCAAUUCGCUUGUAAACGUCUCUGUAAAUUUGGGAGCCUUGGAUGUGAUAGAGAAAGUCACGCGUUAAAAACAAUAGAAUUUUGACAGUUGAAAGUUAUUUGCAUAACCUCAGCGCGCAUGCUCUCCAUCUGACAUAGCCCCUUGUACACUUUUUCCUUGUCAACCUAUUCCCCAUAAAAAAAGCUCAGUGAAGACUACAUGUAGUUGAUAUCACUCUGAUGGUGAAAAUAUCAGCAUUGCAAUCAGCGUGUAGAGAAAAUCAUGUCCGAUAGCCCGGGACUAGUAGAUUUUGCUAUCAAGUUAGUGAAUUCUGUUCUUAAGUUGCCCGACGGGCAAAUAAAAUUCACAUACAUGUACAGAAAAACUGUAAUCAAUCCUGUUCAUCAAAAUGACUCUAAUGGGCUAGUACAUGCCAACUGCAACUUGCCCGAAUGACAAGCUGUAAAACUGACUUUCUUUGCAUCCUGCACAAUGGGUAUUUUUGAUGAGCAUGAGCAUUUCUUAAUGUUGAAAAAUAGUGUAUUUGAUAAUUAUUAUCAAGUCCACAUAUAUAGCAGUAGAGGGUGCAUGCAUGGCCCCUCCAAGUGUAAACCCCUUUCCUGAACUGUUGAUUUUGUGAAUGAGUUGAUGUAUUCAUGACUUUGUUUUCAGUUUUCAGCUUCAACAGUUUGUAGAAAGUGGUCAAUUAAACUGGGCUGUAGAACAGUUGACAGUGCUGUCUGAAUUAGCUAAACUUCUCAGUGACUCAAGAUGUUGUAACUUGACCAAGUUUGUGAAGGAGAUGCAUCUACAUUGGCAGAAGAUUCUCCUCAAUAAGUUAGCAAGGUAAAUCAGCGUCUGGAAUUAACUUUUCCAUUCUCAUGUUACAUAAGUGAUGAAUAGAGUUAUUUCAUAAGCAUGGAUGGGGCCAUCGCUCCCCUUUUUGUCUUUGUAAGGGUGGUUUUCACCAGCGACAGAGUCGGAGUCGGAAUCGUCGUAAGCAGAGUGGUAAGGGCACUUUUGACCUUGUAAAUAUCAAAAUUGGAGUUGUAAGCAGAGUAAAGCGUGACAGAAUGACUCUUCUGACUCCGCUUAUGACUUCGUCACUUCGUUCCGCUUAUGAUCUAGUGAUCAUGAAAACCAGAUUAUCUGAGUCAGAAUGGUUUUAUUAGUUCUUCUUCUUCUGCUUGUGACUCUAACAACCUAGGUAGUUUUCACUUGAUUGUAAAUGACACCAGUCAUAAGCAGAAUCAGAACGCUGUUUUCACUAAGUCAUAAAGUUGUACACUUCGAUUGUGACUCCGACUCCGACUCUGACUCCUUCCUAGUGAAAAUCAGCCAUUAAGGAGAGUUUUGUAAUCCAUAAGUAAUAACUCUAACUGGCACACCAUAAACCUUGGUUCCCUUUAAUUUCAGAAUUUUGUGGAACUGUUGCUGGUGAGAGUUUCAAAACUUUCUCCAAGCUGGACAAGAGAUAAAAAAAAUUAAUAGAAAAAGAAAUUAUUACAAUUAAUUAAUAAGUAAUAUUAUAAUAAUAUUGUGAGGAUGCAUAAGCUUCUGCUCACGUCUCCCAUCUCCUGUUGUACAUGAUUGCUCUUUUGACAAUUAAGUGGCUCAGUACAAUGAUCAUCCCUGUGAGAAAGAAGCUCCAAUUACUAACAUUUUUAUAUUUUUCCUUAGCGUUUCCUCUUAAGGGAGCUUAUACAUGUAUGUAGGCCACAAUGACAACUACUGGGUAACAGGAAUAAAGUAAAUUUUUGUAAUGAACUUUUAUUCUCCCAUGGUAGUGAAUUUGAUGAUGUCAUGAAGGUUUUAAAGUGGCCUUUCACUUCAGUUUCGAAUGCACCUCCUUUGUCCACAACAUCUGAUGACUACAGCAGACUUGAAAAUGUAUUUGUCCUCCUGCUUAAACUGCAAGAAUUGUAUCCUUAUAUUCAGAUACUCAAAAGAAUAAGUUUAUUCUGUUGAUUUUGUUGUUUUGAAUAGUGAAGGACAGGUUUUACAAGUACAGAAUACUUUGUACAUUGAGGACAGUUUGGGAGUCAUGUAAAUUUUCUUCUGCAAAAACAGUUAUGGUUAAAAUAUGGUUUAUGGUUGAAGGCAUUAUUUUCAUUAUUAUUGUUACUGUUAUUUAUUAAACGGUUUUGUUUUUAUAAUGUUCUGUCAAAUACUGCCUUCAUACAUUAUAAAGGUUUAGGCCUAAAUGAUGUUUAAGAGGAAUUAACAGUGUAUUUACAUGCAUAAGCUGCUUAGUAUACAAUAAUGAAAGGUUUGAACCCAGGAGUCGUUUCAUAGGUAGGUUGAGCAUGAUCAUCUGGUAAAAUUAGAAUCGAAUGAAAAAAUCCUUCAGCAAGGUUUCUUAGUGCAAAUUAAACUUUGAAUUUUUCACACCAUCUGCAGCCAACUGACUGUCUUUAAAGUAGUCAUGUGAUGGAAAUUAUUUUCUUUCAUCACAUAACACCAAGUGAUUAAAAAAUUUUGGACAGUUCAUUGCCCUAAUUUAUCUUUGUUUAAGGUUGGGCAAUGGGCAUCUCAUGUGGAUGCCUUCUUGACUUUCCCAUGGUAUCCAGGCCAAAGGUUUUGAAUCCCCACCCCCCACCCCCGGCCACUCCCAUGGUGAGCAGGGCUGUCACUAAGUUUUCAAUUGCCUGGUAAAUACAACAAGUAGGCAGGGAAUCAAACAGCUAAUUGAUUUUCCUAUGAAAAAAGCCAAGGGGUACAUUCUUAGUAGCUGGGGCAAAUCCCUGGCCCCUGCCUCUUAAUGGUGCCCUGGUGGGUCUUGGACUGGUGUUCAUAGAUGGCAGAUGUUGUUUGUUUCUGGUGUUUGCCCAGUCUAUUUCUCAGUGCCCUAUAUGUUGCACCUAUGUAAAGCUUGCCACAGCUGUUAUAUGUUAUCAUAUACCAUGCAUGUCUCCUUCCUUUCUGGUGGGGGCUUGGGGGAGGGGUACUGACAAGACAAAAUGAGACAAGACAAUAUUUUGAUUUGGAGUCUUAUACCAGCAGGAACAUCAACAUUUUCCAAAUAAUUCACAAUUACAAUCAUAUACUAUGUAGUUGGUAAUUAUACUAUAUAUGACAAGUUAAUAGAGAUAAUAACAUGCACACACAUUUUAUUAUAAAUUAUUUUCUUUUUGUCUCCCUUUUUUUUCUUAUAUUGAAGCAUUCAAUACAUCCAUUCAUUAUAUUCUUUUAGAUGUACCAGUGGGGACCUCAGGGUGUUAUGAGAUCUGAGGUCAUAGUUGAUGCCUUGUUGAUGAAAAGAUUCUACUGAAGAGAUAUUAAUUGAGAGUCCAAAUGCAGGACCCACAGUGAUCAAUAUAAGUCUAGUAGACCCCAAGGUGUUGUUUUGGUACCUUUAAUUAGGUCAGGGUGUGAACUUGAACAUCCACCUUUGUGGCCAUUUGCAAGCAACGCAUUUGGGGUGUUGCAGCUGGGUUCCCUGUUGUCUUGUUUCCCACCUUUUAGAUCACAAGAUGAGUGUUUUUGUUGUAUGAAGUCACUCGAUAUAUCAUAUUGGAGUGAUUCACUUGAAGUAACAACGUUUUAACGCUUGACAGCGUAUAUAUAUCCUUGUUUGUACGGAUUGGUUUGUGUUGUCCAAAUACAGUGUUAAUGCCAGUUUACAAGUGGAUUUGCACCUUACAAGUUGGACAUCAUGGUAUCUAAAAUAAUGCUCUGCUCUUUGUAGAUGGGACACAAUUGAUCUCUUAUGAUGUGAGUCUUGGAUACUGGUAGAUGCAAAAUUAAGGUUACCUUCUUAAUAGUCAAUGAGUUUCAAUAUCAAUAUUUAUCAGUUGUGUUAUAUUACUGUUAGUCAUACAUGUAUCCUCAAAUGUUGAUUAUCCUUAAUUGUUAACUUUACUUUCUGAAACUUAAGUAACAAAACAUCGUCUGAAACUGCUGAGGAUAAAAGUGAAAUUUUGCUCCCAUUAGACUGGUUACUUAAGCCCUUCAGAAAGAGGUUCACCUUUCAUUUUUAUGGAAAUAAGCAAACAAAUAAUCUUGAAAAGGUAUGUAUUGUUUACAGACCUUAUUUUAAUCAAGGAAUGCAUGUAAACUCUUGCGCAAUUUUUUUUUUACAGCUUGAAAUAAAAACAGUUUAAUAAUUAUCUACAUAUGAACUAGGGUUUGUCCAACUGCACAGUGUUCUGUUCAAAACCACCCAGCAGGUGUAUGUAACAGUAUUUUUACGCUUACAACCACAACAAUAAUAAUAAUGAUAAUGAUAAAUUAUGAUGAUAAUGAUAACAAUAAUAAUGAUAACUUUAUUUUGUGUUUUUUAAUAAUAAUAAUAAUAAUAAUGAUAAUGAUAAUGAUGUGUCAUCAGGGAGUUCAGUUCACAAAAGUGAUAUUCUUCAAUGUCCCAUGAAAGCAAAGGAAAACUUUUAUAAACAACAGUAAAAAAUAACCAUGUUAAAGUGAUUUAUAAGAAGUACUGUAACAACUUCAAACAAACAUACAUUGUUUGUACUGUAAGGUACAGUGUACCCAAGAAGUUAACAAGUUAUCCCCUCUAGCAGGGAAGCAAUACCUAGUUAUGGGUGGGACCUAAGUUUGAAUUCAGUGAUACCUAAUCUUAUGAAUGAUAUGUUUGAAUCUGUAAUAUAAUAUAAAUGGUUUGUAAUAUAAAUAAAUGGAGGAAAUAAUAACAUAACAAAAUAAAUAAAUAAAUAACAAAAUUCAUGUUUGGAAUUGUCUCAUAAGGUUCCCAUAUGGUAUACAUGUAGUUUACGUGUAGUUGUAUAUGAAGACAAUUCCCAAAUAAUUAUUAGUUUUGAACCUGUUUCUUGAAAGACCUAGAAACUUUUUGGGCCUGGAAGCAAAUUUUAACAUCAAAAACUGCUGAAUAGUAGCACAGUUCCUAGCCAACAAACCAGUCAAUUUGGCUUUCCAAUAAAGCUGAUAUUAACUGAUAAACUGUAUUAUUUUCAAAAUUAUUGAAACUUUGAUCUUGAAUGUAAACACAUCAUAUACAAAUAAGCUUUCCAGGCAUGAAAAAUUACCGGGACUUUUGAAAAAGAGGUGCUAGGCCCCAGUUGUUCAAAAUGCGGAUAACGCUAUCCACUGGAUAAAUUUCUAUCCAGUGGAUAGUGCAUUGGUUACCCUAAGUUCUGGAUAGUGAUUUAUCAAAUGGAUAGUGCUAUUCAACUUUUGAACAAUUGAGGCCAGGACUGCAAGGAGGAGCUUAUUUGUGGAAUUUAAGGGUAAUUUUGUUUUCUUGUUAGCCUGAAUGGUAUUUUACUCAAGUCCUGAAUUGGAUCAAGAAUCACAGUGAUUUUCUUCAGCACACAAUACAACCCAUACUUGAAAGGACUGAAUUUGGAUCUAUAGAUGCAAAGGUGGGUUGUGCUUAAGUUGUUAAUACAUGUAGCUUGGUCUAACUUUUAACUUAUUUUUUAUUCACUCUUUCAUGUAUUUGUUUAUUCAUUUAUUUAUUUAUUUAUUUAGAAGCCUUCGCAUCAAAUAGUUGGAAUUAUACAAAAACAAUCGUCAUGUACAUGUAUGUACUUUACUGAUAAAAUAUGAGUGGGAGAUGCGUUUACGUUGACAAGUGUGAAAGCUCAAGCAGGCCAUUGUAAAAACCCAUACAGAUCAGAAUUGGAUGUGAAUAUUUUAUCGUACAUGUACUUAACUUGUAAAAUUAAUUAAUGUAAACAACCAGUAGAGAACUGUAUCAAAAUUUAAUGAAUACUGAUUAGCUGAGAGGGAGUUAAUGUCAAAAGUUAAUUCUACUGUUUAAUAAUCCAUCAACCCUGUGGAUUUGUGUUGGGGUUUACAGAGGUGCACAUGUGACUCAAAUACAUGUACCGGUACUACCUAUUGAUCUGUCAUAAUGAUGUUGAUAAAUUUUGAAUUCAUUUUAUACUGACACUCCCUUAAAUUUUCUAAACAAUAAAUGACAACAAAAAAUAAUACGUAAUGCAUCCACAGGUUAGUGUAAACUGUCAUUUGAGGCUGGAGCAAAAUGUCUACAGAAUUUAGUUAAUUAAAAUAAGGAUUUUAAGGGGAAGGAUGACAAAGAUUUGCUGCCGCUGACAAUAAUCUUACGAAGUGUAGGUAUAAAGUGGAAAUCUUCCCAAGUGACUAAGUAUUGCUUAUUAAGUUACUGUGACCAGUUAGUACAUUAAAACUGUUGAAAAGUGGCUUUGGCUUGUAACGUUUUGCCUACUUUAAUCUAGUUUUCAAGUUUAGCAGUAUUUUUAUCUGGAUAAAAAUCUCUUGAAAACCAUUGUUUGAGAGUGAAUUUGUGGCCAUUUUGUUAGUGUAACUUCAUAUCAACUUUAGUGUACUUUGCAUUAAAAGUUGUUCCUUAAUAAAAAAAAGAAAGGAUCAAGUCAUACAAUGCUCAGUCCCCAGGGAUCAUUGUGUGACUCUGGCCCAAGUAGGUUCGAAGGAGACUAACUGAGUACUUACCUUUUUUUUCUUUUUCAGACUGAAUUUAUUGCUGGAUUAUUAAAAGUUGUUGUGCAGAAAUUGGAACAUAGCAUUCCUCAAAUAAUAGAUGAUGACAUUUUAUUUUCCCAUUUUAUUGAUGAACUACUGUUAUUUAACAAAGAACUUGGUUUGGCUCAUAAUUAUCAUUCAACAGAACAUGGCUGUUUACAUGUGCUUACUACUGAUUCUUGUCUGGCAAGGUGGCUAGAGUUAGAAAGAAACUGUAAGUAGCUACUUGUAUUUAGUGGUCUGUUCAUGUAGAUACUAACAAUAAUUGGCGGUAGUGUCGGGAAUUGGCUGAGAUUUCUUUUUUACUCAUCUGAAAUAAUGUGGUGGUCAUGGUCACUCACAAGACUUGGUCAUUUAAAAUGGCUUUUGAUUGUAGGGAUUUAAAGGGAAAAAUUCUGUUGUUUUGGAUAGUUGGUCACUUUAUAGGGUGUAGUCGUUUACAAGUGGUUAAAAACAAUGAAAAAUAAUGAAACUGUAGGGUCAAAAAGUAGUUGUGGUCCCUCACAAGGGGUGGUCCACCAGUCGUUUACAAGAGGUUCUGAUUGAUUAUAGGGAUUUGACUGGGAAAAGUUUGGUGUUUUGUACAGGUGGUCGCUUUAUAGAGAGUUGUCACAAAUGGAAGUUUGACUGUACACUGUAUUUCUUUUGUCUGAGCUAAAUUGUCAGCAGUGGUUUGCCAGAUUUUAAUUAACUUAUUAAACACGACAGUAAUUUAUUUAUAUUCUUUCCAUUUUCUUUAUUAUUAAAAAUGACAUAAAUUAGUUUCUUAAGUAUGAAUUAUAAAAAGUAAAUCCUUUUUGUUAUAUACCGUUCUAAUAUUCCAAAGAUAGCUGGAAUGUCAAGCUUUAAAAGCUGAACCUCAUGUACGCAGUUUGAUAAUAAUUUAUGUUGUUUCCUAUAACACUACUUCCUUCUUAAAAUUAAUACUGAAGCUAACAUUACAGGUUAACCUGUUUACAAUGACUACCACUUGUCACAAUACCUUGGAAACUCCUUAAUGCGACAACCAAUGGGCCAUAAAAUCCUCUUUGUAAUAAUAUGAAGGUGGUCCGUCAGUGUUUUACUUUUUUGGAUCAAAAGAGCAUGGUUGCAGUAUUUAGUGAGGCUGUUGUACAAACGGGGUGGUCGUAAAGUGGGGUUCCACCAUUAAUACAGGGUUUGCAAUAGAAACCGGCAGCCAGUGAUUGACCGCCGCCUACUUUGGAAUUUGUAGCUACUUACAUUGUACUUUGCAUUGUGACCAAGUCUUCUACCUUUCCCUUCUUCUGAUAUUGAGUUUUCCUUGUCAUAUAUUUUACAAAAUAAUCAAUCAAGACCAAACAAGUAUUAAACUCUUUUGUGCUUCCAUACUUGUCAACCUCCAUGUUUUCAACCGCGUAAACAUCCGGGUAUGUGACAUUCACUUUGGCCCAGCUCUUCACAGUUAAACAUGGUAACAAGUUACUCAAUUCCAGUCUUACACAGUUUGCAAUAAUAAUGGCGGCCUUAAUGGCCUCGAAAAUGCUUUUCGGAGCUUCCAUAUUUAAAAAUUUUCUUUGGAAAUACGCCUCAAUCCCCUCAUUAGUUUACUACAGCCUCUCCAUUUGUCACAACCGCCUACUAAGGGGUGGAUGCCUACUUCAAAUCCUUUUGAGAAACCUACAUAAAAUAAUGUAAGUUUUAUUUAUGUCUUUCAGAUGCUAUAUCAAACAUGGAAUCAGUAUUAGCUUCUUCAUCAGCUUGGACACCUAAAUAUAAAGAAGUGGGGGAUGUAGAUGACACACGGACACCAGAAUGUGCUGAAAGCUUCAUGACUCUUCUGACGGUUAUAACAGGUAAUGUGACUGGGGACAUUGCAUUGAUGAUGUCAGUCUUUUUCAUCACAAUCAAAAUUGUUUGAGGGAGAAGACGACAACAGAAAUAGGUUGUAACAACAACUUUCCUUAUAAGAAACAAAAAAGCAGGACUCCACUGUAAGUCUGUUGAGCCUUCUACACAGUGGCCAGUGGCCAAUAUGAAGAUUUGAGAACAAUCCUAGACUUCAGUUUGUAAAAUGCAUCAAGGUCAACAGUACCAGUCAAUGCAGUACCAUGCAAGUACCAUGCAACCAUGCUUAAGAGGUUCCAUUUAAAUGGCGACACCAUGGGAUUCCGUCCACAGACUCAAAUACCAGAACAACAUUUUCCUCUCCUUGUUGACCCCAGGAGUAGAAGGGUUGAAUACUCCCCCCUUCCCCCCCCCCUUCUCCGACCCACUGUGUCGUUAACGUACUUCCUUCAAAAUGUGCAAAUGAGGAACAAUCAUCGACUAUAAACAUGAGAAUGAGAUUAUUCUUAUUCUUCCCUUUUGUUUUGUUUUUUCUUCCUUCUCUUCUCACUAGAUCGGUAUAGAAAUUUACCUGGUGUUUCACACCAGGAGCGAUUUUUAGAAGUUCAGCUCUUUCUUUUGGAGAGUUUUAUCUCCAGAUUGAGUCUUGAAGCAGAGGAGAACUCUUUCGCACCAGCUGGUUUACAUUACUGCUCUGUAUUGAAUGCUUCUGAUUACAUCAAGCUUAUACUUCAGGAGUGGAGCGAGCAAAUGGUAUCUUGUUGUCAAUGCAUUAUUACUUAAACACUUCUUUAAUUAUAAUAUUUUUAUAAAGUUUUUAUUUGAAUCCUGAGCUACAGCACCUUACUACCAGUAGGAAGAUUUUGCAAUUUUUUUGGCAAAUUUUGAGAACCGUUACAUGAAUUUUUUGAUAUUCUAACUGUGAAUGUGUUUGAACAACCCAAAAAUGAAUAAGAUAGGACUAUAAUUGACACCUGAAGUCCAAGUUAAUAGUUUAUUUUUUGAGCACUGUUCUUGGAUUUCUUCCUAUCUUUUAAUUAUAGUUAUUGUUAAGACUGAGUAAAUGUUAAUGAUUUUUAAUGUUUUCAGCUAUUUCUUAGACUCAAUCAGCACCAUAAUCUAUCCAUGGACUCUUCAAAGUGUGCGAAAACUCUAAAUGCAGCCUUUAAGGUUGAAGAAAAAUGUGAAAAGGAAGAAGAAGAGGGGGAUUCCCCAGUGACAGGAAGUGUAUUUGAUGGUGUGUUGCAGUCCCUGCAGGAUUUAAAAGAACAAAUGAUCAGAGUUAUCGUUGAUCAUAUUGUGCACGGGUUCCGGAUGUUAAGCAAACCAUAUAAGAAAGAAAAGUGAGUAGCAUUGUACAAUUUAAUCCAAUGAUAAGUAGUUGAGGAAUUUUAUCUGCCCAUACAUGUACAUCCUGUUACAACUUGGUCGGCCUGUAUCAACUUUUUUUCGGUGCAACAAACUGACAAAAUUGUUAAAUAUAAAUGAGAUAAGCCUGAUAUAAACCAAUGUGGGUUUGGGUUUAUAUCAGGUAUAUUCCCACGUACUUUUCUUAAAUGUUUGACCAUUGGUGGCGAGUUGAUUGGUGGCGAGUCGACUUCUUGGUGGCGAUUAUGCUGGUUGCGAGGUGACCAGAUACCCCUAAACAUUGUUGCAGUGCGUGUUUCCUCGCUGCGGUAGAGUUAUCUUACUUGUUCGAUCAAAGGUCUGCAGAUUUGUAGGCAGCGAGUUCAAUUCCCAGGGCUGAACAAACAUUCAUUCAGCAAGAAGGUACUACUUUUGUCCUGCUAAUGAUAAACUGUGGCGCAGAUGACCGCAUAGAAAUGGCGGUGUCGCUUCUAUUGAAGAUGUUAAUAAACAGUGCCCUCAAAUCAGUACUUGCAUGCUAAAUACAUUCAUUGUCACUUUUUUUCUUUUUUCAAUAACCAUGUAGGUUUUUCAUGUAAGUAGGACAGUAAUCGUGCAGGUCUUUCACAAUAAUUCUGCGCCUUAAUGCAGCUUUGCACGGAUAUAAAGAUUGAUCCAGUUUUACUUCCACUGAAGUGUGAUAAUUUUACAUGUCUGUGGUCUGUUCCGCUAUCUUAGAAUGAGGGGAUGUCUUCAUCAGCUUUUAACGUAAUAAUUCAUUUGUUUCAUUUUAGGUGGCACAUAUUUCCUCAUCCAAAGGAUGUGCUUCUAUUAACUCUAUCCUCGUCAGCUUGUGAAAUGUUGCUUUUUGUGAAGGGAAGGUUUCAAAUUCUCCGAGAACAGCUGGCAAGUAGUAUCUUCAGUGUGGUAUGGAAACAACUUGCACAAGCACUAAACAAGUUUAUAUUUGAGGAGGUGAGAGAUAUGAACUGUUGCUAUACCUAAUAACUAGCAAACUUCAGUGUUGGACGUCGUCACUCCAGUGACUGAAAUAAACAUUGAGGCUGUAGAAAACCUUGUUGCGGUCCAAUCACUUGGCAAACUUUAGCUAUGCAGAAGGCAGAUGUGUUUGGAGUUGUACUCUGGGAGGAUGCAAAAACUGCCCUAAGCAUACCUUAGGGUACUUUAAAUCAAACGCAGAAGUAAAAGAAAAGAAGAUUUCUUUCCUGAAUCUGUUUUUGAAAUCCGUGUUGCAGAAGGAUUUAUGUAAAACAAAAUCCCUCUUGAAAGUCCUUCACUGUUUGUUAUUCAGGAUGUAUUCUUGCAGUUCUUAGCAGCAUUUUGACCUGACACAUGUUGAAAUUGUUUUGUUUCACUCGGAUUCGGCGUGCAGGACUACAAUCAAUUGAAAUUCUCAACUUUUCACCCGAAUCGGUGGUUUGGAGUAGCAAAAAGCGAAUGUUAUUAUUUUCAUGAUGCUUAUUUGCAGUUGAAAAUUAUGUUUUCCUUACAGAUAAUUCUGCAGUGUCACUUUAAUGAAGGAGGGGCAGCCCAGUUACAGUUUGACUUGACAAAGAAUCUCUUUACAUUGUUUCUGGAAUACACCCAAAAACCAGAGAAUUUCUUCAAAGAGUAAGUAGACAAAUUAAGAAACGAUCCUUCUGUUAACGUUCGCUAGACGAGUUAAGUUGGAGCUAAAGUUCUGAACAGAGUUCUGAUCCUAGCUACUCGGUUUUAGAGUCUUUGAAGCUUCAGAGUUACAGUCUCAGUCAAAAUUGUUGGGACACUUUGAGGCCUUCUUGCCCUCCCAAUGUUGGUGUGUAAAAUGUGGUGAGUUAACUGCGAUAAACAACAUUGGGAGGAGGAGGAGACGGUCCAGAAGUGAAAAUAACAGUGUUGGGUGGAAGUGUCCCAACUAUUUUUGUCUGAUACUGUAGUUCUGAACCCAAACUCCUCCAUACGACAGGGAGAGUAGGGAUUUCUCGCUUAACAACCUAUUCAAUUAGCUUUUUGUAUUAACUAACUCACUUGUCGCUUUUCGGUGUAAAUAACUCACUGCAGGUGUGUAAUUUUUUCUUUUUCUUCCUUAGGGUCAAAGAAGCUUGUAUCUUGUUAAAUCUUCUACCAGGCUCCGCUGUGCUAUUAAGAGACUUGCUUAAGUCGUCUUCAGACAAUGCCAUCUGUGAAAAGGAAGACGUGCCUCCGUCCCGUGCUGCCUUGCAGGAUGCUGGGGUAUACAGAUUAACUCCUGAUGAAGCUCUGAAAGUUCUUAAUCUAAGAGUGCACCUACCAAAUGUUUAAUUGGAUAACUGGUCUGUUAGGUGACACUUGGAUGAAUCCGGGAUUCAGUUUCACGUGUCUACUCAAUGUAAAAUGGACCUCAAGAGGUGAGCAAGACUAAAGGAAAUAAGACGGGAAGGAAAAGUGAGCUGGAAUGAGAAUUCUGCUCCACCUGCUGGCGGCUUCCUCCUCUGUGGUUCUCUUACCCCAUGUGCUUGUUACUUCUUUCGCUUUCACAUCAUUUUUGAUUUUCCAUUUCUUGUGUUUUCUGUCACCUCUGCUACUUUUUCCCCUCUGCAGUAGGCUGUGACUUAUCGUAAGCCUCAUUCUACCUUCCUUGUCUCUCCCCUCUUUCACACUUACAAAGGCUGACGUCUUAACUAUGCUACCAUUUGAAAGCAAUUUAUUGUAAAGUCACAGUUCUUUGUGUGACUAUAAAAAUAUGGAAUUCUGUUAGAGGAAAACAUUGGAAAGGAAUAACAAAACAAAAUCAAGAGUCGAUCUGUAAAAUCCAGCUUGCAAAAGGACUUGCAAUCAAUGACAAGAAUAUUUUAACCACUUUUUUCAAUGUACCGUACGUGAAUUUUCAGAUAGUGGACAAGUAAUAUUCCCUUGCGUUAUACCAAGUGCUUGUAGCUGGGCUGUCAUCACUUGCAAUGCUUCUGGUUUGACACGCAAUGUUUAUACCAUAUCGCAUAUAACAUGGAAAGUGAAUGAAAAUACAAAAUCAGAAGUCGACGGAGUUAAGCUUUUGAAUCUAGUGAUCGGUUUAGGAGUCCUUUAAAAUUGUGCAGUGACAAGUGUCGUACCUUGACAUCCCACCCCCUCGCUAUAGGCACCAGAAUGGGCGGGGGCUAGUAUGAUAGAGGUCAAAGUAAGGGGAAGGUGUCAGCACUAGGCCAUAUCUGAGGUGCCUUAAGCCUCGUUUUCAAAACAAGGGUUGUUGCUAAGUUUGAUGUGAAAAUGACUUUUUAAUUCUCUGGAAACAAGUUAUUAACGCCUUGCUUUAAGGCGAAGGACUUUAGAACUCGAAAAAUGGUCCGUUGGUUUAUCAAGGGUCUUAUCAAGGCCAGUAAAAAACAGGAUUCUACUUAUAUUGAAAGCUGUCCAGUGCGCAUGCGUAAAAUGCAAAUAUUUUUCCGGAAAAUUGACCAAGUUGCGGACAAAUACAGCAAAGCAGUGGACUUUCAUGGCGCGAAAUCAUUGUACAGUAUUUUUUGUCCAUCUGGAGUUGUUAAUUAAAAGUUAAUACGUGGACAAUAAUUCUAACAAAUGACGUAAAGAACAGAAUUGUAUAAUAUCCUUAAACUAGCAUCAAUUCCCCAAAAACAUAUGUACAAUUUUUUCAGAGUUUUAAAUUUAUUUAUGCAAUACCA